UAGCUCCAUUUUUUCCAUCCAAUAAGUUUGAAGAGUUCAAAGAUGUUAAUAGAUUUUACAAAGUAAGCACUAUCAUACAGAUGCUUAAUUUUGUUGCUGACAAUGAGAAAAAGGCAAAAAUGGUUGAAACCCUAAUUUUAGAGGCUAAGAUUAGAUCUGAAAAUCCUGUGUACGGGAGCAUUGCCAUACAAAAUAAAUUGAGGAUACAGAUUGAAGAAACUAUGAAGGAGAUUGAUUUAGUGAAGAAAACAACCGUUUAUUUCAAAGAAUUGCGUGAAAGACCAUUCUGGCCCAAGAAAAAUGAAGAAACUUCUACAAGUGGCACACAAAGCUUUCAAGGGCACAAGUCUGACUCGACUUUGGAAAAAGCUAUGAGCAUUACUGCGAAUCUUUCCAAUCAAGAUGUGGAAAAAAAUAGGGGUCAUUUCAAUGACAAUGACGGGACCUAAGAAACACUGGAAUUUGCAAUGAAGAGGAGAUGAAGAUCAUAAUUUCUAUAUAUUAUGAUUUUAAGAAAGUUGAUUUUGAUGACGUAAAAUGAUAUCGUAUAAAGUUUAUUGACGAUCAUGUCCUAGUGAUGAAAUUAGAGAGAACAUAAAAAGUUGGAGAAUAUUUCAACAUUACAAUCUCGUUGUGUUGUUAUUUAAAUAGUUUCUGCUCACAUG
Molecule: messenger RNA, 665 nt
Organism: Solanum pennellii
Lineage: Eukaryota; Viridiplantae; Streptophyta; Magnoliopsida; Solanales; Solanaceae
Exons: 3
Coding region: 81-449 (122 amino acids)
Source: RefSeq, a predicted model, not a curated record